AUGCGCUUUCUCCGAUCCUCUCGAGCCCUCCCUCGACCAGGGACCCGGCGAAAAUCCGUCAUUGCUGCAUCAUUGCUGGGCCUCGUCCUCGUCCUCUUGUUCCUUCAGACCCGUAUGAACCGAUCGACGCCUGACGAACAGCCCGCCGUGACCAGCCCUCCCAUUCCCUCCCGACCGACCAGCCCUCUGCUGAAGAACCAGGCCUCGUUCUGGCGGGACCUAUACUUGAUCAUCUUGAACAAUGACCCUAAUUGCGACCGUCCUCCGGAGGCGGUGGUGCCUCAGCAAUUGGAUAUCGGCUUUGAUCCCUCCCACAACCACCAGCGACCCGACAUACUGUUCAUGGAAAACGCCGACAUCAAACGCAUGCGCGAGGCCCAUUCGAACUUUGUCAAUGACCUGAAAAGCACUCCUCCGAAAAUGCCCUACGAGGUGGACUCCAGAGGUAUUGUCAUGACGGCCGGAUACAAGCAGCUUCCUGUCCUGGUGAUUUCAAUACGCAUGCUGCGGAGGACUUGGUCGCUGUUACCAGUCGAGGUGUUUCUGGCCGACUCGUCCGAGUACGACGAGGAAAUCUGCAAUACCGUCUUGCCGACGUUGAACGCCAAAUGCCUUGUCUUCACUGACAUAUUUCGGGCAGCCGAAACCGGGGUAUCAAUCGAGCGGUUCCAAUAUAAAAUCAUGGCUAUCCUUUUUUCUUCUUUUGAAGAUGUUCUUCUCCUGGACUCGGACGCUUUCCCUGUCCGAGACCCUCUGCUGCUGUUCGAACAAGAGCCGUUCAACAAUACUGGACUGAUCGUCUGGCCGGAUUUCUGGUACGCAUCCGAAUCGCCGUACUAUUUCGAGAUCGCCAAGAUCAAGACCAUUCCACCUCUCAAUAUCCGACCCGCCGUCGAGUCGGGCGAACUCAUGUUUUCCAAGUCGAAACACCAUUCGUCUCUGAUGCUGGCUGCCUAUUACAACUACUAUGGCCCGGAAUAUUACUAUCCCCUGCUCUCCCAGGGAGCGCCCGGUCAAGGUGACAAGGAGACAUUCGCGUGGGCAGCCACCGCUCUGAACGAGCCCUUCUACGCCGUCAACAAACGCGUCAUGGCUCUUGGACGGGUCGACUCCUCCGGCCACUACCUCGGAAGCGCCAUGGCCCAGCAUGACCCUGUUGCCGACCUGGUCUUCACCAAAACUCACGGCCUUCCACACGAGAGAGUGAAAGAGGACGAGAGGAAGGCAGCAGCAGGAGAGACGCCAACCUCCGACAUCGAAAACCGUGAAGUCAAGCCGUUCUUCGUCCAUGCCAAUUUCCCCAAAUUCGACCCUUCCACCAUCUUUGACGAGCAAAUGCGUGACUUCUCGUCCCAGGUCAUAGGCUCUGGCGGCCCGACCCGUGACACCAACGGGACAUGGGUCCGAUGUUGGAUGGACGAGGCGCGCGCCGUUGAAGUGUUUGGGUUCGAUGUCGAGCGGAGAUUCUGGGAAGAAAUCAAAGGCGCCGCCUGUGAAUACGAGCACCAGUUCGGCUGCUGGAAAGGCAAAGACGGCAUCUGCGACAAGGUCAGACAUUACUGGCAGGAAGUCUACGAACCACGGCCGACAGGAGAACAAGGUCAAGGUCGGGGCGAGGAUCGGCCGCCCACCGAAUCUGCAUCACCAGGACCAGUACCUUGA
Molecule: messenger RNA, 1662 nt
Organism: Capronia coronata CBS 617.96
Lineage: Eukaryota; Fungi; Ascomycota; Eurotiomycetes; Chaetothyriales; Herpotrichiellaceae
Exons: 1
Coding region: 1-1662 (553 amino acids)
Biological process (GO): mannan biosynthetic process
Cellular component (GO): Golgi apparatus
Molecular function (GO): alpha-1,2-mannosyltransferase activity
Source: RefSeq, a predicted model, not a curated record